Trichechus manatus latirostris (Florida manatee) is the source of this 5529-nucleotide messenger RNA. It is a transcript of the gene ULK1, whose product is annotated as unc-51 like autophagy activating kinase 1. Gene Ontology annotation, cellular component: cytosol; phagophore assembly site membrane; autophagosome. The coding region runs from base 1 to 3972 and encodes 1323 amino acids. Gene Ontology annotation, biological process: peptidyl-serine phosphorylation; axon extension; autophagosome assembly. NCBI's taxonomy places the organism in Eukaryota, Metazoa, Chordata, Mammalia, Sirenia, Trichechidae. The transcript is spliced from 33 exons. Gene Ontology annotation, molecular function: protein serine/threonine kinase activity; ATP binding. The record is from RefSeq and is a predicted model, not a curated record.
AUGGAGCUGCCAGCACUCACGCAGGCACUGCGGGCCCUGGGCAACUGCCAGGGGGCUGGUGGCUGCUAUUGGCUGAGCGAGCGCCGAGCCAGCUCCUGUGCUCACCCCUCCGAGGCAGGCCAGGCCACCUCCCGUGUCCAUCUGUCCACCAUCUGGUCCCUGGAGCGGGAGCAUGAGGGGACAGGCCGCCUCCUGGCCGUUGAGGACUCCCUGUGUCCUGCCUGCAGCAAGCACUUUCCCUCAGUUGUCCCCUCAUCCCCCAGUGGGGGUGGAGCCAGAGGAGACAUUUCCCAGGAUGAAGAUGUGGUGUUUGGCUCAAGGCUGGGGGCCCAGCACCUACAACGGGAAGGCUUCCUGGAGGAGGUGACGUUGAGCCGAGAGCUGCAUGAUGAAGGAGCUGCCGUGGGGGGUCUGGGGGAGAGCGCCCUGGCAGAGGGAGCAAAGAUCUUAAGGUUGGAGCAAACUCAGCACGUCCUCAAGUUCAAGGUCACACGGCUACAACGGGAGGAGCUAGGAUUCCAGCCAGGUCCCAGCUCCAGGGUCCAGGUGCACCCGCUGGAGGGAACCGGUUGGGGAAGCUGCGGGCUUCUGGCCAGCGUGGCACUCACUCAGGAGCAGACGGAGGUUCACGGUCUGGAGCCCGCCAGGGUAGGAAAGACGCUGGAUGAAGGCGUGGGGUCCCAGCCCAUCUCCUUCCCAUUAUCCAAGCCCUUCGAGCCCCUCAAGGCAUCCUGCAGGGCCUGCUUCCUGAGCCUUCGACUGAGCACUAGCACCAGCUGUCCCUCUGAGGGCCACACCAGCCACCCCUCUGCCAGUCCCCACCCCUCAGAUGUGGCAGUCCUGGGCACAGACGGGAGGCUGAUCCCUGGAGAUACAGAGAUGAGCAAGACUCAGUCCCUGCCCUCAGAAGGAACACGGGCGUUUGGUUUUCAGAAGCACGAUCUAGAGGUGGCCGUCAAAUGCAUUAACAAGAAGAACCUCGCCAAAUCGCAGACGCUGCUGGGGAAGGAGAUCAAGAUCCUAAAGGAAUUGAAACAUGAAAACAUUGUGGCUUUGUACGACUUCCAGGAAAUGGCCAAUUCCGUCUACCUGGUCAUGGAGUACUGCAACGGUGGAGACCUGGCCGACUACCUGCACACCAUGCGCACGCUCAGCGAGGACACCAUCCGGCUCUUCCUGCAGCAGAUCGCGGGUGCCAUGCAGCUCCUGCACAGCAAGGGCAUCAUCCACCGCGACCUGAAGCCCCAGAACAUCCUGCUGUCCAACCCCGGCGGGCGCCGCGCCAAUCCCAACAACAUCCGCGUCAAGAUCGCCGACUUCGGGUUCGCACGGUACCUGCAGAGCAACAUGAUGGCCGCCACCCUCUGCGGCUCUCCCAUGUACAUGGCCCCUGAAGUCAUCAUGUCCCAGCAUUACGACGGCAAGGCGGACCUGUGGAGCAUCGGCACCAUCGUUUACCAGUGCCUGACGGGCAAGGCGCCCUUCCAGGCCAGUAGUCCCCAGGACCUCCGCCUCUUCUAUGAGAAGAACAAGACGCUGAUCCCCACCAUACCCCGGGAGACCUCGGCCCCCCUGAGACAGCUGCUCCUGGCCCUGCUGCAGCGGAACCACAAGGACCGCAUGGACUUCGAUGAGUUUUUCCAUCACCCGUUCCUCGAUGCCAGUUCCUCCAUUAAGAAGUCCGCCCCGGUGCCUGUGCCUUCGUACCCCAGCUCUGGCUCUGGCAGCAGCUCCAGCGGCAGCUCCACCUCGCACCUGGCCUCGCCACCGUCCCUCGGGGAGAUGCAGCAGCUGCAGAAGACGCUGACCUCUCCGGCCGACGCCGCUACGUUCUUGCAAGGCUCCAGGGACUCCGGCAGCAGCAGCAAGGACUCAUCCUGUGACACCGAUGACUUUGUCAUGGUUCCAGCCCAGUUCCCAGGUGACCUGGGGGCCGAGGCUCCCGGUGCCAAGGCCGCAGCAGACAGUCUGCUGUGCAGUGGGAGCUCACUGGUGGUCUCUGCUGGCCUGGAGAGCCACGGCCGGACCCCAUCUCCGUCCCCACCUUACAGCGGCUCCCCCAGCCCCUCAGGCCGGGCUGGCCCCUCCAGCGGCAGGUGCGGCGUAUCCGUCCCCAUCCCGGUCCCCACGCAGGUGCACAACUACCAACGCAUCGAGCAGAACCUGCAGUUGCCCGCCCAGUAUGCGGCGCCCCGGUCCACCGCCGUCCGCAGGUCGGGCAGCACCAGCCCCCUGGGCUUUUCCCGGGCCAGUCCCUCGCCCCCGUCCCACGCUGAGCAUGGAGCUGCCCUGGCCAGGAGGUUCUCCCUGGGUGGGGCCCGGCCCUACACGCCCUCUCCCCAAGUCGGAACCAUCCCCGAGAGGCCGGGUUUGAGCAGGGCGCCCUCCCCUCAAGGAGCUGAGAUAAGGAGUGGCAAGUUCCCGUGGCCAGGCUCCUCCGCGCCCGACCACUCGCCCCGUGCCACCGGGCUAGGCUGCCGCCUGCACAGUGCCCCCAACCUCUCGGACCUGCAUGUUGUGCGCCCCAAGCUGCCCAAGCCCCCUACGGACCCUCUGGGGACUGCGUUUGGCCCCCUGCAGGCCAGCCCCCCGCUGUCAGCCUGCUGGCCCCUGCGCGGCUCACCCAAGCUCCCCGACUUCCUGCAGCGGAGCCCCCUGCCCCCCAUCCUGGGCUCCCCCACCAAGGCUGGCCCCUCGUUCGACUUCCCCAAGACACCCAGCUCGCAGAACCUGCUGGCCCUCCUGGCCCGGCAGGGCGUGAUGGUGGCACCUCCCCGGAACCGUACGCUACCCGACCUCACGGACGGGGGGCCCUUCCAGGCACAACCACUGGGCCCCGGGCUGCGGCCCCCCGAGGAGGCCAAGGGUCCCUUUGGCAGGUCUCUGAGCACUGGCCGCCUCACCGACCUGCUUCUGAAGGCGGCCUUCGGCACCCAGGCUCUGGACUCAGGCAGCACCGAAAGCCUGCAGGAGAAGCCCAUGGAGAUCGCACCUUCCACCGGCUUUGGAGGAAACCUGCACCCCGGGGCCCGCGCUCGGGGCGCCAGCAGCCCUUCCCCUGUGGUGUUCACUGUGGGCUCCCCCCCCAGCGGGACCACGCCGCCGCAGGGCCCCCGCACCCGCAUGUUCUCAGUAGGCUCCUCGGGCUCCCUCAGCUCAGCCGGCUCCUCCUCCGGUCGCCACCUGCUGCCCGGGGCCUGCAGUGAGGCUGCCGCCCCCGAGCCUCCUGACCCGGGACACUGCUGCAGCUAUGUCGACCCCAUUGCCGCCAACCUGGAGGGGGUUGUGACCUUUGAGGCCCCCGACCUGCCUGAGGAGACCCUCAUGGAGCAAGAGCACACGGAGACCCUGCAUGGCCUGCGCUUCACGCUGGCCUUCGUCCAACAUGUGCUGGAGAUCGCUGCCCUGAAAGGCAGUGCCGGCGAGGCAGCCGGGGGCCCCGAGUACCAGCUGCAGGAGAGCCUAGUGGCCGACCAGAUCAGCCUGCUGAGCCGUGAGUGGAGCUUUGCAGAGCAGCUGGUGCUGUACCUGAAGGUGGCAGAGCUGCUGUCUGCAGGGCUGCAGGCGGCCAUCGAUCAGAUCCGGGCUGGCAAGCUCUGCCUGUCAUCCACUGUGAAGCAGGUGGUGCGCAAGCUGAACGAGCUGUACAAGUCGAGCGUGGUGUCCUGCCAGAGCCUGAGCCUGCGGCUGCAGAGGUUCUUCCUGGACAAGCAGCGGCUCAUGGACCGCGUCCACAGCAUCACCGCUGAGAAGCUCAUCUUCAGCCACGCCGUGCAGACGGUGCAGUCGGCGGCGCUGGACGAGAUGUUCCACCGCCGUGAGGACUGUGUGCAGCGCUACCACAAGGCCCUGCUGCUUAUGGAGGGGCUGCAGCAGAUCCUUGUGGAUCAGGCGGACGUGGAGAACAUCGCCAAGUGCAAGCUGUGCAUCGAGCGGAGACUCUCGGCCCUGCUAACCGGCCUCUGCGCCUGACCCUGGACCCCACGCUCUGAGGCGCUCGGCGCUGAGUGGCGGACACUGGCCGCACUGGUCUGGAUGAGCCUGUGGGCCUUCACUACAGGGGACCCGGGUGGAGAGCUGGAGCUGCGGACUGGAUGCACCCGGGGCUGCUGCCCCCACCUGCCACCGAGGGCCGAGCUGCUGCUGGGUCCUGACCGGUGGUGACUGCAGGGUGCCUCACACCCACGGGCAGUCAGUCCACAGACUGGUGGAGCUCACAGCCCAGGAUCUCAGAACUCCUCCUGCCACCCACUGCGGGCACGGGCACGUCCCUCCGAGCCAGUGUCCUACCUGCCCCGCAGCUGCAGUGAGAUGUAGCCGGUAGAGCCGUGCAAGAACCCAGGGCGUUCCUGCCUGCUGCUGAGCAAGGUCCAGUGAGGCCCUGGAUAUGGCGCUGCCGACUCGAAGCCAAAGCUGCUGUCCUGGGCACCCGGCGGGCCUCCCUGGCUCCACUCCUUCUCUGGGACCCCCAAGCCCCCACCAGCUUUGUAACCCACGAGCACUUUAUGCAGAUAGAGGCUGGGGACAAAAAGGACCGCUGCCACGCGGCCUCUGUUCCCGGUGUUGCACUACAGGUGUGUGUACAGACAAUAUACAUACGUACAUAUAUAAAUAGCUUGCGUGCGUGCGCGUGUGUGCGUCUGACUGCGCUGUGUCUGGGACUCGCUGGCAGGCUGCCAGCGUGGAACCCCCCCUUUCCAGAGGAAAGAUGCAGUGGGGUGGCCAUGUUCUUUGAGGACAGACAGUACGAAGCGCCGUGCUCUCGAAGCCCAGGACGGGCGUCGCCACCUCUCACACUUCAGUCUAUAGCGUGUUUUGUUUUCCUGCAGCUCCCUUGUUUCUUGUUUUUAUGUUUUUAAGUAGAAAAUACGUAGGUGUUCAGGACCUUUAGUUUGGGAAGGGUGGGGGCACGACAGGGCAGGGGCUCUGCUUCGUGGCUGUUAGAUGUUGGGUGUGUCCGCCUGUCCUCCCCCAACAUCUGCCCAGCAGCCCUGCUCUGGCCAACACCCAGGCCCUGACAGCAUGUCCUGAUGUCCGAGGAGUCUUAUUCCUCUGGCCAGGCCUGGCUCGGGUGACGUGUCCAGGUUCCCCUGGCCUAGCCUCCUCGGCUCCACCUGAAUCACCUGAAUUGUCCUGAGUCAUCUGUGGUACCCACAGCCCCGAGUGCAAAGGUCACACCCUGGUGUACAGACAGUAUAUACAUACUUACGUUUCUUCCUUUUCAAUACUUGAAGUGUCGCCACUGUGCUCGGGCGUAGAAGGAAAGCCCUGACUUGUUUCUGUUCUCACCUGGUGACUGCUCAGCUGCAUGGGGUAUGUUUACAGGGAAGAGCCUCUGAGGAUGUUGCAUUUAUUACAGCUGUGUGGUCGUCUGGCGCUUUGGCCACAUGGCCUGUGUGUGCUCGUGAGUCCCGUCCUCCACGCGGUGGCACUCCGUCCUGGUCUCUCUUUUGAACACGGUUUUUGUGUGGUUUUUCCCCCUUUCGCUUUAAAUUGUGUCAUACCCGUUUACAGAAAUAAACCUUGGGA